Boleophthalmus pectinirostris (great blue-spotted mudskipper) is the source of this 4056-nucleotide messenger RNA. It is a transcript of the gene ube4a, whose product is annotated as ubiquitination factor E4A (UFD2 homolog, yeast). Gene Ontology annotation, cellular component: cytoplasm; nucleus; ubiquitin ligase complex. NCBI's taxonomy places the organism in Eukaryota, Metazoa, Chordata, Actinopteri, Gobiiformes, Gobiidae. Gene Ontology annotation, molecular function: ubiquitin-ubiquitin ligase activity. The transcript has 20 exons. The coding region runs from base 182 to 3412 and encodes 1076 amino acids. Gene Ontology annotation, biological process: protein polyubiquitination. The record is from RefSeq and is a predicted model, not a curated record.
UUUUAUCUUUAUUUUGUAAUAAUUUACAAGCGUUGACAUCAUACGUAUUAUGUUUUAUUGCAUUUUGUAGUUUUCUAUUUUUAUUUACAUGAAAUUCAGGCUUAAUGAAAAGUAGGCCGGCUGGCGCAUAUGGAUGACGUUUGCAGGAGCCUGGAUGGAUUGAGUGCAAAGCUCUAAUGACAUGACUGACCAGGGUAAUAACAACCAGAACAUCUCCUGUAACCCAUUUGCUGCCCUCUUUAGUUCACUGGCUGAUGCCAAACAGUUUGCAUCUGGCCAGAAAUCUCCUCCACAAUCUUCAGAACCAACGUUGGAGGACUCUGGAGAAAGCCAGUCUGAAUCAGAGAACUCUGUGUCAGACAGUGUUGAUGAAAAUGAUGACUCGGUGGCAGAGAUCAGCCGCUCUUUUAGGUCUCGUCAAGAACUUUGCGAACAGCUUAAUGUCAAUCACAUGAUCCAAAGGAUAUUUCUCAUUACAUUGGAUAACAGUGACCCAAGUUUGAGAGGUGGAAAUGGCAUACCUGCACGCUGUGUCUAUCUGGAGGAGAUGGCUGCUGAUCUUGAUGGACAGGACUGGCUGGAUAUGGAUAAUAUAGAACAAGCUUUAUUUAAUCGUCUGCUGUUGCCGGAGCCUGGGAAUCACCUCAUCUAUAUGACAUCAUGCAGCACCAUUAACCUCUCUGCAGACCGUGAUGCAGGGGAAAAAUGUGCCAUUCCAUACCUCUUUGCUUGUUAUCUGAGGGCCAAGGAAGAGGUAAAAAAGGUUCCUGAAAAGUUGUUAUCAUUUGCUGUUCGCUGCAAGGACCUCACAGUUUCCAACAUGAAGACAGUCCUCCUCACUCCAGAGAUUUAUGUGAGCCAAAAUAUUUAUGAGCAGUUAUUAGACCUGCUCCUGGAUGGUGUCAGAGGAACCUACCCAGAAGAUGUGAUUGAGUUUGUGGAGGAAGUGAUUGCAGGUUUACUGUCUGAUCAGGAGGUCCGAACCUUUGAAGAGGUCAUUGUACCAGUAUUGGAUAUCUUCCAAGGGCGGGUUAAAGACUUGGAUUUGUGUCAGCCUCAACUGUAUUUUUACUUGGAUGUGCUUCUUUACUUUAGCCAUCAUAAAGACAUUGCUAAGGUGUUAGUGGAACACAUACAACCCAAAGAUCCAGCUAAUGGUUUGCAGUAUCAAAAAAGCUUAUUGGGAACUGUGCUUAAUAUUUCUUGCUUGCUAAAAACUCCUGGAGUUGUAGAAGGACAUCGUUAUUUUCUCAACCCAUCUCGCUCCAGUGCUCAGGAGACCAAGGUUCAAGAGGCAAAUAUACACCAGUUUAUGGGACAGUUUCAUGAUAAACUGCAUCAAGUUUUUAAAAAUCUGCUCCAACGACCAGGUGAAACACGCCACUUGCUGCUCACCUGGUUGGGGAAUUGUCUUCAGGCCAAUGCCGGCAGAACAAAGAUAUGGGCCAAUCAGAUGCCAGAGCUCUUUUUUCAGAUGUAUGCUUCAGAUGCAUUUUUCUUAAACUUGGGUGCAGUAAUGAUGAAACUUUGCCAGCCAUUUUGUAAGCCACACUCACCAAAAUUGCUGACUUUCAACCCAACUUAUUGUGCUCUCAAAGAACUAAGUGAAGAAGACCGUUCCAAUCGAAAUGUUCAUGCAAGAGGUCUUGACAAGGAAACCUGUCUGAUCCCUGCACCUCCACAGCAGCUGGUGGUGCCGGCACAGUCGUAUAGUCUGCUGACCGAAAACCUCAUUCUUACACAGCUCACAUUGCACUUGGGCUUUCACAGACUUCAUGAGCAGAUGGUAAAAAUGAACCAGUCCCUCCACCGGCUCCAGGUGAUAUGGCAAGAUGCCCAACGCACAGGCAACUCUAUGUCGGAACAGCUUCUAGAGCAGUUUGAGCGUCUUAUGAUUGUUUAUUUGUCAACCAAAGCUGCCACUACACAACCUGCCAUGCUCCAGUGCUGCCUUAACCUUCAAGCCUCCACAGCUUCUCUGUUGGUUCAGCUUGGAAUAGGAAACCAAGGUCCCGAACAUACAGCUCUCAGCUUUCCGCUUCCCUCCCUCCAUAACUCCACACUGUGCUACAUCCCUGAAUUCUUUGCAGAGAACUUGGGAGAUUUUUUCAUAUUUCUGCGUAGAUUUGCAGAUGAAGUUUUAGAGACAUCUGCAGAAAAUCUGGAGGAGGUUCUUAAUUUCAUUACUGUCUUCAUGGGUAAUGUAGAGAGGAUGAAGAAUCCACACUUGAGAGCAAAAUUUGCAGAGGUAUUAGAGGCUGUAAUGCCUCAUAUGGAGCCUUUGGCUCCUGGCGCUGCACAACCGAUUGUGUUCUUGCGAGAAAGACUCUUCUGCUCCUAUCGACACGCAGCCCAGCUGGCAGAGGCACUCAUCACUGUGUUUGUAGACAUUGAAUUUACUGGGGAUCCUCACCAGUUUGAACAGAAAUUCAAUUACCGAAGACCCAUGUACCCCAUCCUCAAGUACAUGUGGAGCAAAGAUGGCUAUAGAGAAAGCAUAAAGCAUUUGGCAGACUAUGCAUCUAAAAAUCUGGAGGCCAUGAAUCCUCCUCUGUUUCUCAGGUUUCUUAACUUGCUUAUGAAUGAUGCCAUCUACCUACUUGAUGAGGCAAUUCAGUAUCUUAGCAAAAUCAAAAUUCUACAGUUGGAGCGGGAUCGAGGAGAGUGGGACAGUUUGUCUCCUGAUGCCCGGAGAGAGAAGGAAUCAAGUCUGCAGAUGUUUGGACAGCUUGGACGUUUCCACAACAUAAUGUCAAAUGAGACAAUUGGCACACUGGCCUUCCUUACCUCAGAAAUUAAGGGCAUCUUUGUGCACCCCUUCUUGGCUGAGAGAAUCAUUUCUAUGCUUAACUACUUCCUACAGCACCUGGUGGGCCCUAAAAUGGGUGCUCUUAAAGUAAAAGACUUCAGUGAGUUUGAUUUUAAGCCACAGCAACUGGUAUCUGACAUUUGCACCAUCUAUUUGAAUCUGGGUGAUGAAGAGAACUUCUGUGCCUCAGUACCCAAGGAUGGACGGUCUUACUCUCCUACUCUUUUCUCUCAGACAGUUAGGGUACUUAAGAAAAUUAAUAAGCCAGGAAAUAUGAUUGUGGCUUUUGGACUCUUGGCAGAUAAAAUAAAGUCACAUGCCGACCGUCAACAACAAGAGGAGGAGACCUACGCAGAUGCCCCAGAUGAGUUUUUGGAUCCAAUCAUGUCCACUCUGAUGUUGGAUCCUGUUAUUCUUCCUUCAUCUAAUGUCACUGUAGAUCGUUCUACAAUAGCAAGACAUCUUCUUAGUGAUCAGACGGAUCCCUUUAAUAGAAGUCCUCUCACCAUGGACCAGAUUAGGCCAAAUGAUGAACUCAAACAACAAAUCUCUCAAUGGCUGGAUAAUCAUAAGAACAGUUCUCAGUUUGGGCAGAGUGGCUAGCCAGUUUGUCUGACUAAUGGCAUUUUAAAAUGUUAUUAUUCAGUGAUUUUAUUUGUUUAUAUUUUUGCCUCAUUUGCAGUUGUAUAAUGGACUAUUAUUUUUAUUGUGUUUAAAUGCUAUAGUAGAUCACUUGCUAGGGACAAACCAAUGCUUCUGUGAUUCACCAAUGAGUUUAUCAAAAACAUAAAAAGCAAAAAUGAUAUUACACAACGCCUAAUUGUUUUUGCUUUACACAAAUUGCCUACUCAAUGAAAGAAGAGCACACGGGCAGUGUGUGCUAAUAAGUACUACAAUACUUGUUGUAGAUGAUGAAGAUUACUGAUGAAUUGAGGAGAACUAAUUAACCCUUGAAAGUCAACAUUAAGUUGGGGUGUUUGCAUUAAUUUCAUAAUUCUAGCAAACUCAAUUUUAGAACUUAACACUAUAUAACUGAUCAUGAUGUACAAGCCAUUAAUGGCAAAAUUUGCAAUGAAUAAGAAAAGAUGGAUUAUAAAAGCUUAUUCUGUGUGGCUGUCAUUUAACCAUUGGCACAAAUACCUGUUCAGUGACUUUUUACAAACAGAAAUACCCAUUCAUCCCAUUUGUCAGUUUUUGUAUACCCUAAAAUCUCUUCAAAAGAAAAUAAAUGUCUUGUUGAUACAUGC